AUGGUUUCGAAACUUUUCAAUCACUUUUUAGAAUCAUCAACAAUUCAAAUAUUAACUUCAGAAAAAUCAAUUGAAUCUUUUCCAUUUAUUGACAAAAGAGUUUCAUCAUUAACAGAUGAAAGUUUACAGCGAAAACCGAUAUCACUUGUACUACCUAAUAUUAUUGAAGAUCUUUAUACUUUUCUCCGCGAAUCACUUCAACAAAUGACAGAUAUCGAACAAAUUUCAUUACAGAGAAAUCUUCAACUUAUACGUCUCAAUGUUAAUCAGUGGUUUCAACAAACUCUACAAUAUAACGAACGAAUAUCAAACAUUAUUCAACAAAUAAGUCCUAUGGAUAAUAAUUCUGAAUAUUUUACUCAACAUGAAUCAUUGACUAAUCAAUUGAUCGCUUAUUUUUAUAAUGAAUUUGAUUUAUUUCAUGAAAAUUUUGCAUUUCUUAGUCAUUUAAACAAUUCAAAAUUACACAAUUUUUUUCAACAACGAAUUAAUCAAAUAGAAAAUAUAUUAAACGAACAAAAAAAUCAUCAAGAACUAAUCAAAUAUAUACAUAAACAAAUCAUUGACAUUGAACAAAUACCUAAUGAAAUAAAUAUAGAUUCGGAAAAACAAGACAUUUUUCAUAAUUUAAAUAAUCAAUUCCAUAAAUACAAAAAUGAUUUUCAUCAACUUGAAAAACAUGAAUAUUUUGAAAUUCAACCUAUAAUAAGAACACGUCUUGAAUUAGCUAUUCGAACACUUGAUAUAGAUUUACAACUAAUAACACAAAUUAUUAAUGGUAAAACAUUGACUGAUAUUAUACCUAAUAAAUCAUCAAUUAUAAUAAAAACAUCUUUGCAAUCUAUUCAACCGAUUGAAUUACAAAUUCAUAAAGAUAUAACAUUAAUUCGAGAUAAGUUAUCAACAAUAGCAAUAAAUAUGAAAAAUUGUCAAACAAUAAUUCAUGAAAAGAAAAUAUCACAAGAUUUACUAAGGAUAGAUAUUAAUGAUCGUUUUCAAGCUAUUAAAAAUGAAUAUUUAGAACAGAAAAUAAACGAAGAAAAACUACAAUCGAUAAAAAUAAAUAUAGAUAAAGUUGUUGAAUUUGAUCAACAACAAAUAGAAUUUAUUGAUCAAUUGGAAGAUAUUCAUAAUAUAUUAAAUAAAGAAUCUAAUAAAAUUCAAAAUAAUUUAUUAAACAUCACAACUGCCCGUUAUCAUUCUAAUCAUCCAAAUUUUCCUUUGAAUGCUAAAUUAAAAUAUCUUCCUAUCGAUAAUUUAGGAAAUUUAAUAGAACAACCUUUAUGUCUUGUUGAUGAACAAAAUAUGUCUAUUUCAGACGAACUUAAUCUUAUUCGAUUACCAUGUGAAUCAGAUCGUUUUCAUAUUUCAAAUGAUAAACAUGAAUUAACUAUCGUUGAUAAAAAUGAUAUACCAUUAUCUGAACCGAUCACUUUUAAACAAUUGACUUCAGAAGCGAUUGAAUUUGAAUAUAUUGAUGAUAGUCAACAAACGGUUCAGAUUAUUGAAAUGGCAUCACAGCAUCCAAUAAAUAAAUCUAUUAUGCUUAAUGUGAAACCUAUUUCCUUUGAUAAAUUACCAGAAGUUAAACAACCAGCAAGUAAGUUGAAAAAGAAAAUUCGAUGGAAAAUAAUGGUUAUUCAAAUUCAGAAAUAAGGGAUGAACCAUAAAAAAUAGAACACUAUUUUUUCUUGAAGAUCUGAAGCAUAGAUGAAAUAUACAACGAGACAACGUUAAAUUUUUGCACAGAUUAAAGCUUAUAAAUACUCCUGAAAACUUUAUCUUUUGGACUCAAAAUAUUUUAAAAAAUCUUCUGUCAAGUUUCGGAAAAAAAUUCAGCGUUUCCUGCCGAAUUACUCCAGUUUCUUUUCGUUAUUCUGGACGUUUGGCCAUUCAGAUCGUCUUCGUUUACUUUAUAAAUAUUUGCACGACAUGUUUGGAAAAUCUUAAGUAAUUGGUACAUUUCUUCAAAGCAACUCGUUCUUUGCUCACUAAAAACGUUAACAAGUCAACUGAUAAUAUUGAAACGAUUGAUUUUAGGGUUUUCGCAGUCACCAUUUGUGAGACUUAUAUCGCCAUUUUUUUGAAAAAAAGUCUCAUAUAAGUAUUUAUAUACUAAGAGAAGGACACCUGAAUGAGAAAAAGUUUAGAAUAACGAAAAAAAAGUUUUUUUUAUAUUUUUUAUCCGAAAUUUAUAAUUUUCAGCAGUAUUUAUGAAACUUAACUUUAUGAACACCAACUUGCACGACUCCUCUAUUACCAAAAACAAGCCACUUGGUUUAUUGUAAUCGCAGUGGCGACGUACACAUCACCUCUAAGGAGUGCAAAUUUUCCCAAAUCAAAUUAUGCCUGCAGAAAAUGUAAAAUUAUUUAAGAUCUGCACAGAAUUAACUAAAUUUUUUGUCAAAAGGGUCAUUUUUUUCUAUGAUAUUUACUGUACAAACUGAUGUCUUCUGGAGGUUCAAACAGCAUCCUAUAGAAGUAUACAGAGUCAAAGUUGAAUUCAAUUCCGUUUUUUGAAUUCUGUCUUUCUUUCAUGUUCAUAGACUUUGAUAAGACGUCAUUGAAACCUUCACAAUGUAUGAGAUCAUACAGUAACUAUCAGAGAAUAAAACCUAAGAUCUAGUAAAAGUUCUUAUAUUAAAACUGAAUUUUUGGCAAAAAAUUUGUUGAAUUUUCGUCGAAAAGAAAAAUGGAGUCUUUCAACUAUCUAUCGAGUCUUCAGGAAAAAGACAAAAAAAAGUGUUUUAUUCUUUAUGCACCA
Molecule: messenger RNA, 2764 nt
Organism: Rotaria sp. Silwood2
Lineage: Eukaryota; Metazoa; Rotifera; Eurotatoria; Philodinida; Philodinidae
Source: the annotation of a GenBank genome assembly